AUUACUCCUCACUUAAAAUGAACGGAGUUUAACAGAAGAGACGGAAGGCGCUGAGGGGUUUGUUGAUGAUCCACCUGCGGAAAACCUGCCGCCCAAACACCCCUUCCCACAGUGGACGCUACAGGUUAAACACUGGGACAAGGGAGGAAUCCUCCAUGGACGGGGAAGUUGCAACAAAAAGGAAGCUCAGGGCCGGCGGCACUGCCAGCAGACAACUCCUGGAUAACUAGGCCCAGCAAAAACUACACUGUGAAAUCAAGCCUGAAAUUCUUUCAUGAGGACAAAGUAAAAUGAGACAACAGUCUGCAUCAGGGCCAACAAAUGCAAAUCGAUACCAAAUCUCAGCACAGGAGCUGUAGCUUGCUGCUUCCUAUACAACUUUAAAACUCACUGAACAAUUGUACAUCUGUAAAAAGGAGCAGACACAACUUUAUUUUUCCUCCUGAGCUGGAAUGGAAGGGAGUAGCUUUAUGAGACUUGGAAGGCCAGCUGCAGCAGGACCUCCAGCUCAGAGAUACACUUACUGAUCAGAUGGCAAGAACCUUACCUGUUAAAGUCGGUGUGCCUAUCCUAAUUCUGGAUUUUCAGUCCUUUUACAUCAACAAUGUCCGCAACCUGAAGCCAGCUUUGGAUCAACGUUUAAUCCUGAGAUCAACCUUAAUGGUUGAGAAGUACCCCAGCAAAUUAAAAACUCGCUACUCAGACAUCUUUAAAAUAUCUUCAUAAUAUAUUCCAGCAAUUUUUAAUCUUUUUCUAAUCACAGGGAAUAUUCUUCAAAUUUUCUUCUCUUUUUUCCAGUUCAGUCGCGUUUAUUCUCAGUUAGAAGGCAAUUGGAAAAUGACAAACAAUUCAUCGAACUGCACUGAUGAACGGUCUGCUGCUGAUUUCCUCUAUGCCAUCAUGUAUGUUAUAAUAUUUAUACCAGGCCUAAUAUCCAAUGUUCUAGCCCUUUGGGUGUUCCAUGCCUAUAUUAAGGAGACAAAACGGGCAGUGAUAUUCAUGAUUAACUUGGCCAUUGCAGACUUGGCACAAGUCAUGUCCUUGCCACUCCGGAUUUUCUACUACCUGAACCAUGAUUGGCCUUUCGGCAGGUUUUUGUGCAUGUUUUGUUUCUACCUUAAAUACGUGAACAUGUAUGCAAGUAUAUUCUUUCUGGUGUGCAUCAGUAUCCGACGGUGCCUCUUUCUUAUUCAGCCCUUCAAGUACAAUGACUGCAAACGAAGGUAUGAUGUCUAUGCGAGUAUCAUCGGCUGGGUCAUUGUGGGUUUGGCUUGCCUGCCCUUCCCCCUAAUGAGGAUUGAUACGAGAAACAACUCCAGCAAUUUCAAUAGCUGCUUUACAGCUCUUCCUAUAAUACAAAUUGGUAUCCCUACCUCUGUUGCCAUGUUUACACUGGCCGAACUAACAGGAUUUGUGCUACCUCUCAUCAUUACUAUGAUCUGCUCUUGGAAAACCAUGAUGUCCCUGCGGGAGAAAAAUUCAGUCUUGCAGGACAGUGGGGAAAAAAAGAAAGCCUUAAAGAUGGUGUUGACCUGCACCAUGGUCUUCCUGGUUUGCUUUGCACCGUAUCACAUCACCUUCCCUUUGCAUUUUCUGGCCUUGUCAGGGCACAUUCAAGAUUGUGCAGCCAGGAAGUUCAUACUUAAAUUUCACCCAGUUGCACUCUGUCUAGCCAGUCUGAACUGUUGUCUGGACCCAGUCAUAUACUACUUCACGACAGACGAGUUCAAAAGAAGACUAUCGCGGCAAGAAAUCAGUGAAAACAGUAUUCAGCUCCAAUUAAUGGAAUGUAGAUGAAUAAUUCAUCAUCAUUACAAGUUUUAAGCAUUCAGCUUCUUUAUAAAUAGAGAUAUGGAAAAGAUGUUGUUCAACUGUUAAUGCCUCUGGCUUUGUUACAGAUUUCUUUUCAGUAAUUUAGUAUAUUUAUAUAAAAUAUUUGUAUAUGUUGUACCUUAAGAAAAAAAAACAUUUUACAAUGGUGAAUAGCUCAAAAAUGCUUGUUUCAAGUGUUCUAUUUUGAGAGUUGUGCACUGCAGUGUUGAACAUGUAAGGAUUGCUCCAUUGCACAAUGAUGUGCCUUAAAUAGAUCUGCAGAGUGCUGUUUUGGUUCCUUUCUGAUAACCCCACUUCCUAUUUCAAUCAUGGUGGUAAUUGUGUGGGAGUCUAUCCUGUUAGUGCCAACUAUAGAUGGAAAGAUGUGCUGGCUAGUUUGAAGCUUGUCAUAAAUUUGUCAUACAGCAACAGCAAAGGGAUCUGGACUGCAUUAGAACAAUAAUCCAAAUCAAAUUUAGAAGAGU
Pristis pectinata (smalltooth sawfish) is the source of this 2297-nucleotide messenger RNA. RefSeq names its product G protein-coupled receptor 174 (gene gpr174). The coding region runs from base 838 to 1797 and encodes 319 amino acids. Gene Ontology annotation, biological process: phospholipase C-activating G protein-coupled receptor signaling pathway; positive regulation of Rho protein signal transduction. Gene Ontology annotation, molecular function: G protein-coupled receptor activity. Gene Ontology annotation, cellular component: membrane. The transcript has 4 exons. NCBI's taxonomy places the organism in Eukaryota, Metazoa, Chordata, Chondrichthyes, Rhinopristiformes, Pristidae. The record is from RefSeq and is a predicted model, not a curated record.